Ciona intestinalis (vase tunicate) is the source of this 1203-nucleotide messenger RNA. Its product is annotated as transcription elongation factor A protein 1. Gene Ontology annotation, cellular component: nucleus. The record is from RefSeq and is a predicted model, not a curated record. Gene Ontology annotation, molecular function: nucleic acid binding; zinc ion binding. Gene Ontology annotation, biological process: DNA-templated transcription; transcription elongation by RNA polymerase II. Lineage: Eukaryota; Metazoa; Chordata; Ascidiacea; Phlebobranchia; Cionidae.
ACUGAUUAUUUUGUUUAUAGAGUUAAGUUUGUACUGGUAAUUUACUAAAAUGAGCACCAGUAACGAAGAAGAAGUUUUGUACAUAGCCAAGAAGCUCGAUAAAAUGGUUUCUAAAAAAUCUGCGGAUAAUGCCUUGGAUGUCUUGAAGGCUCUGAAACAAAUUCCAAUAAACUUAGACACACUGCAGAAAACUCGUAUUGGUAUGUCAGUUAAUAAUAUAAGAAAACAAACUGCAAACGAUGAGGUUGCAAUAGCAGCAAAACAACUUAUAAAGGGUUGGAAGAAGUUGGUUUCAGAACCCAGUUCAGCGUCAAAGAAAUCUGAAGAUAAUAAAAAAAAGGAAAAACCCGAACCAAUAAUAUCAACCAAUAUCCGAAAGACAAGCACAACAAAAAUGGAAGUUUCUGCUUCAUCUCACACAAUGGACACCUCAUCACUUCAAUCCACAGGAAAUUCCGUUCGAGAUAAAUGUCGUGAAAUGUUGGUACGAGGAUUGCAAACAGAUAAUACAUCGGGCCACAGUGACCAACAAUGUGCAUUUCUUGCUGCUGCUAUUGAAGAAGCUAUCUACUCUGAAUUUAAAGAUACAGGAGUGAAAUACAAGAACAGAAUACGAAGCAGAUUUAGUAACUUAAAAGACACCAGAAACUCCAUCCUUCGACUGAAUGUUCUCAACGGUAUUCUUAAGCCAGAACAAAUCGCCAAAAUGACCGCUGAGGAGAUGGCGAGUGACGAAAUGAAAAAGAAAAGAGAGGAAUACGAGCAACAGAACAUCAAAGAUCAUCAGAUGUCUGUCAACGAAGGAACGAAGACUGACAUGUUCGUAUGCGGUCGAUGCAAAGGACGGGCAUGCACAUACAAUCAGCUGCAAACGAGAAGUGCUGACGAGCCCAUGACAACUUUCGUCUUCUGUACUGAAUGUGGAAACAGAUGGAAAUUCUGUUAAGACUUUAUCCUACUGUUAUACUUUUUGUUUUUUUUUCUUAUCGGCCAUGAACCCACGGCAAAAUGGUGACGAUCUUGCUCACUUGUCCCAGUCGACUUACCAGACAUUUUAAUUAGCGUUAUUUAUGAAUGCCACUAAAUUUGGAUCUCUUUGGUUUUACGAAGCACCUGGUGCCAUAACUUUACUUGGAAAUAAAAUAGAAUGUGCGGUUUGUUUGGCAUCGAAAUCCUGCGACAUCAUAAAACAAUUUAAACUGG